Messenger RNA from Symbiodinium pilosum, 153 nucleotides. The record is from the annotation of a GenBank genome assembly. NCBI's taxonomy places the organism in Eukaryota, Dinophyceae, Suessiales, Symbiodiniaceae.
GUGCUGAGAUGGAGGCUGAGGCAAGAAGACGGAAACAGCUGAGCAUGCAGGCAGCCAUCCAGGAGAAGUCUGCGGAGCUUGAGAGGCUUGUCUUCCAGCUGAAUUCCUUGGAGCGAGUGGAGAGGGAGCAGUUCGCUCUCAUCGAGAAGCUGA